AUUCUCCAGCCAUCAUCUCUCUCCUGCCUGGACUGCACUAGGGCACAACAUUUGUUUCCACAAUGCCUGAAGUGGAGAGAAAGCCCAAGAUCUCAGCUUCACGCAAACUCCUUCUAAAGAGUUUGAUGCUGGCGAAAGCCAAGGAAGAAUGGGAACAAGAACAAGUUGACAAACAAGGAGAGAAGGAGAGGUAUUUGGCAGAGAGGAUAACACCUCUGCAUACCAGUGGGCUUUCGUUCUCCCAACUUCAGGAACUGUGCCGGGAGCUUCAUGAGAAAGUAGACAUUGUGGAUGAAGAGAGAUAUGACUUCGAAGCAAAGUGUAAUCAUAACACACGUGAGAUUAAAGACUUGAAAUUGAAGGUGCUUGACCUUCGGGGAAAAUUCAAGCGUCCUCCCUUGCGCCGUGUCCGUGUGUCUGCAGAUGCCAUGCUUAGAGCUCUGCUUGGCUCAAAGCACAAAGUAUCUAUGGACCUGAGAGCCAAUCUCAAGUCUGUCAAGAAGGAGGACACAGAAAAGGAACGUCCUGUAGAAGUGGGUGACUGGCGUAAGAAUGUGGAGGCCAUGUCAGGAAUGGAGGGCAGGAAGAAGAUGUUUGAUGCUGCCAAAUCACCAACAGGACAAUGA
Python bivittatus (Burmese python) is the source of this 626-nucleotide messenger RNA. Lineage: Eukaryota; Metazoa; Chordata; Lepidosauria; Squamata; Pythonidae. The record is from RefSeq and is a predicted model, not a curated record.